UCUAUGGGAUUCCCAAUCUGCAGCAGAGACUUACCCGAGCUUGUUGCGGCGGCGGCUGGGCUUGCGAGGCGCGAUCCAAGAGGGAUUUAAGCAGCCUACAGCUUCAGAGAAAAAAAGAGCGCGAGAGAACCACACACAGAGACGGCUUAACCGUUUAUCUGAAUUAUACAUAUAUAUAAAGAACUGUUGAGUUUUAUUAUUUUCAUUAAGUGACCGUGCGCAGCGCUAUAACUGCAGAAUGGGGAAACAGAAUAGCAAACUGGCCCCUGAAGUGAUGGAGGACCUGGUGAAGAGCACAGAGUUUAACGAGCAUGAGCUCAAGCAGUGGUACAAAGGAUUCCUCAAGGACUGUCCAAGUGGGAGGCUGAACCUCGAGGAAUUUCAGCAACUCUACGUGAAGUUCUUCCCUUACGGAGACGCCUCCAAGUUUGCCCAGCACGCCUUCCGAACCUUUGACAAGAACGGGGACGGCACCAUCGACUUCCGAGAGUUCAUCUGCGCCCUGUCCAUCACCUCGAGGGGCAGCUUCGAGCAGAAACUGAACUGGGCCUUCAACAUGUACGACCUGGACGGCGACGGCAAGAUCACGCGGGUGGAGAUGCUGGAGAUCAUCGAGGCUAUCUAUAAGAUGGUAGGCACUGUGAUCAUGAUGAAAAUGAAUGAGGACGGCCUCACGCCUGAGCAGCGAGUAGACAAGAUUUUCAGCAAGAUGGAUAAGAACAAAGAUGACCAGAUUACAUUGGAUGAAUUCAAAGAAGCUGCAAAGAGCGACCCUUCCAUUGUAUUACUUCUGCAGUGCGACAUUCAGAAAUGAGCUGAGGUCAAUGCUAUGGACUGCACAAAAGUCUCAAUGUUCCAUUCAGUCUGCAGCUAUACGCACACACAUACACACACACACACACACACACACACACACACACAAAUAUUGCUUGGACUACCUAUCAAUGGACUUGCUUCUUGUGUUUGAAACACUUGUGUGCAUGAGAAUGUCAUUUGCUAAUGAAUUUUAAAAGCAUAUAUUAUAAAACAAACAACCUGCCACGAUGUGAUACGUGUAACAUCAUUUCAUAAAAACCCUCCUCCCCUAAAGCCUGGGCAGAAAUGUGCUGCAAAGAGUUCUAUGGUUUCUUGUUCAUGUUUUGCCAAUGCUCGUGUCUCCUUGAUUACAUGUUAGUAGCACUGAGACCCCCACGGUAAUGUAACUUUAAUAUAAGCUGUGUCACCAUUCUCCUGUAAAAUAGUACUGACAGACAUGUGGAGGGGCCUUGGCUCCUCUGUGUGGUCCAUACUCAAGAUCUUGUCUUAUCAGUGGAGAUAAAUGUGCUACAUUUGCAUGCCUCUUAGGUUUGCCUUAAUUCUUACCUCAUUUGCAUCCUAUCAAUCUGGAAAGAGCUAUGUUGGAAUUAAUGCAGUAUAAAACUUAAAAAUCCUGCUAAAUGACUCGUUAAGUAUAUCUAUCUAUAUAUACAUAUACACAAAGAUAUUAUUUAUUGAAAGUAAACAAA
Molecule: messenger RNA, 1505 nt
Organism: Acinonyx jubatus (cheetah)
Lineage: Eukaryota; Metazoa; Chordata; Mammalia; Carnivora; Felidae
Gene: VSNL1
Product: visinin like 1
Exons: 4
Coding region: 239-814 (191 amino acids)
Molecular function (GO): calcium ion binding
Source: RefSeq, a predicted model, not a curated record